Hibiscus syriacus is the source of this 1011-nucleotide messenger RNA. RefSeq lists its product as uncharacterized. The record is from RefSeq and is a predicted model, not a curated record. The transcript has a single exon. Bases 1 to 1011 code for a protein of 336 amino acids. NCBI's taxonomy places the organism in Eukaryota, Viridiplantae, Streptophyta, Magnoliopsida, Malvales, Malvaceae.
AUGGCCUUGUUAUUAGUCUAUGUUGAUGAUUUGCUAAUCACAGAUGAUAGUAGUGAAUUGAUUGUUGAAUUGAAGCAAAUGUUGAAUAGCCAUUUUAAGAUGAAGGAUUUGGGGGAGUUAAAAUAUUUCUUAGGAAUUGAGGUAUUGAGGUCAAAAGAAGGCAUACUUUUGAAUCAAAGGAAGUAUGCACUACAGUUAAUCAAAUAUACUGGUUUGGAGGAACCAAAGCCUACUAUUACUCCUCUGGAGCAGAAUCUGAAGUUGACUACUUUGGACUAUGAUAAGAUUGUGCAGCAGAAUAAUGAAGAUGAACACAAUCUAGUUGAAAAGUUAGUUUAUCAAAGACUUAUUGGGAGGCUAAUUUACUUGACAUAUACAAGACCUGAUAUUACAUAUGCAGUGAAUCUUCUUAGUCAAUUCAUGCAGCAACCUAAGACGUCUCAUAUGGAGGCAGCUUUAAGAGUAGUUAAAUAUGUCAAGAAUGAACCAGGACAGGGAAUCUUGUUAAAAUCCUCUUUGAUUUGUCAACUUUUAGCCUAUUGUGAUUCAGAUUGGGGAUCAUGUCCAAUGACAAGAAAAUUUGUGACAGGUUUUUGCAUUAAGAUUGGUGAUUCAUUGGUUUCGUGGAAAUCAAAGAAACAAAAUGUUGUAGCAAGGUCUUCGGCAGAAGCAGAAUAUAGAGCUAUGGCAGUGGUCACUUCUAAGCUGGUGUGGUUGCAAUGUUUGCUUGCAGAGCUUAGCAUAAAGGGUCUGAAGCCUGUAAAACUUCACUGUGACAACAAAGAUGCACUUCAAAUAGCAGCUAAUCCAGUGAAUCAUGAAAGGACAAAGCACAUUGAAAUUGAUUGCCAUUUUGUGAGAGAAAAGAUACAAGAAGGGAUGAUUCAAACAGAACAUGUUUCAACACAUGAGCAGCUUGCAGAUAUCAUGACCAAGGCCUUGGGAAGUCAGUUGCAUGGUUAUCUGCUAUCCAAGUUAGGAGUUGAAAAUGUUUUUCAACAUCCAACUUGA